Molecule: messenger RNA, 342 nt
Organism: Cicer arietinum (chickpea)
Lineage: Eukaryota; Viridiplantae; Streptophyta; Magnoliopsida; Fabales; Fabaceae
Product: secreted RxLR effector protein 161-like
Source: RefSeq, a predicted model, not a curated record
AUGGCGCUUGAGUUCGAGAUGACUGAUAUUAGGCCCAUGUCAUACUACUUAGGCCUAGAAGUAAAGAAAUUGGAAGAAGUGAUUCGUCUCAUGGAAGCUGCUCCUACUACUACACACAUGAAAGUCACUAAGAGGAUACUCCGCUACCUUAAAGGUACGCUUGAUUAUGGACUAUUUUACUUUUCUUCUAAUAAUUUUAAACUAUUUGGAUUCUGUGAUAACGACUUUGCGGGAGAUAUUGAUGAUAGAAAGAGUACUAGUCGCUUCAUAUUUUUCAUGGGGGACUGUGCUUUUACGUGGAGCUCAAAGAAACAACUUAUUUGUCACACUUUCAACAUAUGA